Cladocopium goreaui is the source of this 3507-nucleotide messenger RNA. NCBI's taxonomy places the organism in Eukaryota, Dinophyceae, Suessiales, Symbiodiniaceae. The record is from the annotation of a GenBank genome assembly.
AUGGCUGGCAACUUUGGUGAGGAGCUACUUUCAGAACCCACGUAUCUCAGAGAGGAACUGUGGCGAACUUUUGUUUCAUAUAGUGAUCUGAAGGAUGGAGAUGAGGGGGUUGAGGAGUUGUUUAGGAGCUGGAUUGAUCCAGAAAGCGUGAACGUCGCUUUGGGGGUGGAUACCACCAGUGGAUACUGGAAACUCGAAAGCACAUCACCCGAACUGGUGAAGCUCUUCAAGGACACCGCAGCCUUCAGGGUGGUUGGACGUGUCCGAGGUCCACGCAGGGCCUUCGAAGGUCCCUGCGUGGCAGUCGUUGAGCUUGCCUUUCGAGGCACGGACCGAGUGGCCAACUGGGCGACCAACGCCAACACCUUCCUGGUCCCUACAGCCAUUGGUGGAUGCCAUGGGAAGGUUCACCAAGGUUUUCAGACAGCCUAUUUGUCGUUGCGAGAUGCCAUUCUCCACAAUAUUGAUACUGAGCUGGGGAAAAAAGGGAUCCAGAAUGGCCAAAGUGUACUUGUAAGGAUCACUGGGCACAGCUUGGGCGGUGCUUUGGCUACACUAUGUGCGUAUGAUUUUGCAUGUUCAAGGAAAACUUGGGAAGCCCGCUGUAUAACUUGGGGAUGCCCGCGCGUCGGAAAUGGGGAAUUUGCGAGAGCCUGCCUUGAAGUGGUGCCAAAAUGUGGCCGUUAUAUCAACAAGAUGGAUCUUCCGUCGUGCCUUCCUGUAAAUCCGAAAGAUCCACACGACUACAGCAAUCCCGUACGCUCCAUGCUGAGUGGUGCCUCCUCACCUGUGUUCAAAGCGCUGAAGGUAAGCGACUGCGAACAUGUUUGUCCAUGUGUUGUGCUGGAUCCGGAUACAAGCAGUACUUUGCACGUAAUGAUUGCCGGCAUGGAAAUGGCUGUCCUUGCAAAAGAUGGCUUUAUCGAAGGCAUGGCCAAUCACAUUUUUGGACCACAUUACAUUUCUGAAUAUGCUGAGACCCUGCGCUUGGCGCUGGGGUCAGCAAAGCACCGUUUCGAGGGCACUUGGUCAAAGCUUCCCUCUGUGGGGACUUGGUUGCUACUGCCAGCAGAGAUGCCCGUGUACGAGGCUGAAACUUCUCCAAAGCGAGAUGCAUCCACAACACAGACAGGGUUUUUUAGCAGUGUUAGCUCUGAAUCACAGGAAUUCUUGAAGUACGGAUGGUCACUGUUGACAGCUUUUAGGGGUCGUGGCCCUCGGGUUCUCAUCGAUUUGCAUGAUGAUGUUGGAAGAUACAGCAAACAGCAACUGGCGGCUAUGGGAGUUCAGCCCGACAGGUUUGAGAAGGUGCCAUUGGAAACGGUCUUGAAGUCGAGCCCACAGUUGCUUCACACUGAAGAAGGCUGUGCGUUGCUCAGGCGUGCUCAAGAGCAACUAUUGACCCUGCUUCCGAUGCUUACUGUGGCAGCAGAUGAGGAGUCACAACCCACGCCAUCCAAGCAGAUCUUGGCACAGAUGCAGAAGAACGGUGCAGCUGCAAAGCUGCUGUCAUGGAGCCGCAAGAAUCUGAAAGCAGCCGAAAGCGACCCAGAGAUGCUGCGCAAUGUCUUAGCCUCCCUGAAGAUGCCGAAACUCACAGAGAUUUUGCUCACCAACACUGGUGGUUUGCGCAAAGCGAAGGAGCAAUGUUUGCAGAUUUUGUACAGCGAGGCGACUCGGGAGCAUUUGCGUGCUGCUGGGAUCACACUGGAUGAACGUGGAGGAGUCAAGUUGCAGCAGGUGCUGCAGAGGGGGCAAGAGCUCGCGAAGACGGAGGAUGGCCGUGAGGUUCUCCGCACUGCUCAGGCACAGGCACUGAGCCUGUUGGCGGCACUCGACGCGCAAGACAGCGGCACUGGGCUCAAUGGGCAGGCCAAAAGCUUCCUGCAGGAGCUGGAGCAAUCUGAGCAAGGCAAUGCCUUGAUAGCUUGGGGUCGCAAGACCUUGCAAGAAGCACACGAGAACCCCGAGUCUCUCCAAAGCCUGAUUAGCUCGCUAGAUUUCACCAACACCAGCGAGUGGAUGCUGCAGUGCCGGGAGCUGCUUACAACAGGGGCAGGAGGCCUAGGGUUGGUCUUUGAAGAUGGCGUCUUGAAACUGGAUGGCUUGAUCGCAAAGGGGCACGAGUACAUCGAAUCUGACAAGGGCACGGAGUUUCUCAGAAAUGCGCAGAGGAAAGCUCUGCAUCUAACAAAAGCGGCUGUUUUUGAGCAGGCGAGUGGGUACAUAGAGCAACUGGAAAAGUCGGAGACGAGCAAGAACAGCAGAAUGCUUUUGGAGCAAGGGCGCUCCUUGCUGGCAUCUGCAGAAGAGGAUCCUGAUGCACUCAAGAAAUGGCUAGCAUCGAUCGAGGCGUCACAAGCGAAUGAAUGGCAAGAAUGGGGAGCCAAAGUAGUUGCCAACAAUGAAGGGAAGCGCGAUGAGUUUAUGAGAACCGUGUCUGAGCAAUGUUCGGCCUUCCUCACUGAACAGUUGCGAAUCAUCAAGGUACCAAAGAUUGAAAGUCCAGCAGACGGGAGCUCCUACGAAUACUGCAUUGACAACAUUGACCUUUCAUCCUGUUCUGUGAGUAAGGAUGGCUUCUUCAUUUACCUCAAGCCACCAGGCUCGAGUGAGGCAGCGGAAACUCCAGAGCCAAGUCCGUCAGCGCAGAGCCCGUCACAAAGUCAGCAGUCCUCUCCGGCCUCCUCCCCGCCCUCACCGUCGUCGGCGUCCUCUCCCACCAAGAUUGAAGGCAGGCAGCAAGCAAGCAAAAGCACUGGCGAGAUCCUUCGGGUGACUGCGAAGGACAUAAAGGUGCACAUUCCAGAACUCAAGUGGAAGUACGCACAAAAGACAUUUCCCUACUUCAAUGGACACGGCACCGCGGAGACUGUUGCACAUGGGGCUCAAAUCAUGAUGGCGUUUGAGCUUCACUCGGCGAAGGUGAAUGGAGAUUUGGUUCCACGACUUGCACUCGCGCGCAGCCAAGUGGUCAUUGAAAAGUUGGUGCUGAGUUUCAAGGAGUCCAGCUUCAGUUGGCUGUACAACACUAUGGGAUAUCUUUUCCAAGAAUCGGUUCGGGACUACGUGGUUUCCAGUCUUGAUUCUGCUUUAAAAGCAAAUAUAGCGAGCCUCCUCACACCGCUCAACCGCUAUUUACACCCAUACUGGCCCGUGGUGCUGUCCAACGUUGCCAUCCCCCUGGAGAAAUUGCCCAGCACGGGUGUGGAGGAAUAUACUGUGGUUUUGGGCCAAAUGAAGGAACCUGUCGGGGCUGACUUCAUAGAUGCCAAAGAUGGUCUCACACUGAUCGCUAUAGAGGAAGCAGGCGCGCUCCAUCGUUGGAAUGAAACCGCAGCCGCAGAGCGUAAGGUGGAAGCUUUUGACCUGCUCUAUGAAGUGGAUGGCAAAGUUGGAGAGGAGCUCAUUCAAGCCCUUGACAACGGACCUCUAAACGAAUUGAUGUUUCGCCGAACAUCUGCAAAGGCAGCCUCUGAAGAACCAGAUGCAGGCAGUGGUGCAUGA